This is a messenger RNA of Caenorhabditis remanei, 1956 nucleotides long. RefSeq lists its product as uncharacterized. Gene Ontology annotation, molecular function: tropomyosin binding. The transcript has 9 exons. NCBI's taxonomy places the organism in Eukaryota, Metazoa, Nematoda, Chromadorea, Rhabditida, Rhabditidae. The record is from RefSeq and is a predicted model, not a curated record. Gene Ontology annotation, cellular component: myofibril. Gene Ontology annotation, biological process: pointed-end actin filament capping; myofibril assembly. Bases 1 to 1956 code for a protein of 651 amino acids.
AUGGAAGAAGAACUCCAGCAGCUACGAACAAACGCGUCAUCUGAUUUGAUGACUGAUGAGGAUUUCAUCGCCACUAUCGAGUCGAUGGGUGUCGAAGCUCAGGAACGGGAAAUCAAUGAUUUGUUGAAAGCAAUGCACGAGAAUCGAAUCGUUUCGUGGGAUGAAGCUGAGCGCAUUCUUAUGGAAACCGAUCAGACACCCAUAAAAUGCAGCUUGCCAGAACAAACAAGACCUACAGAACCAGAUAAUGAAAUCGAUGUUGACCAGUGUAUCAGAAAACUGCUUGAUAAUGAUCCAUCUCUCAAAGAGAUCAAUUUGAAUAAUAUGAAGAGAACUCCAGUUCCUGCAAUCAAAAGACUACUGGAAGCCCUGGCUUAUAAUGAACAUUGUGAGAGAAUUUCCCUCGCCAACAUGGGAUUAUAUGAUCAUGACAUCAAUGUUCUGGUCACUGUCAUUGAAAUGAAUCAGGCAAUCAAGAAAGUGAAUUUGGAAACUAAUUAUUUGAGUGGAGAUUUCUUUUCGAAGCUGUUCAAAGCAGCUUUGGUGAAUGAAUCAGUUGAAGAGAUCAAAGCAGUGAAUCAGGGAGUUUCAUUUUCAACUCAAUCGGAAAAAGAGAUUAUUGAUGCAAUUGUGAAAAAUCAUGGACUGACGAAGAUUUCAAUUAAUUUCCGGUUACCAGAAGGAAGACAUAAAGUUGAAAAUGCUACGUUGCGAAAUGGAGAAUUUAAACGGAUAAAACGACGAGAAGCGGCUCAAAAAGCUCGACUGGAAGCUGAGGAACUUGCUAAGAAUCCAGUGCCUAAAUUGGUACCGGAGCCUAAAAAGGAGCCAGAGCCGAAGAAAAUUGCUCCCAAGAUUCCGAUUGGACCAAAAUCUCUUGUUUCUCCUGAACCACGUCCUUCUGCUGCUCCAAAAACUGUUCCAGUCGUGGCAACUGCUCCACCAAAAUCUACAAUUCUGAUGAAACAACUAUCCUUCCAAAGAGCUAGUAGAGAAUCUGAAGAAGAUACUGAGCUAGUUGCACCUCCGCCAAUUCCUGAGCCGCCGAAGAAGUUAGCUAUUCCGAAGACUUUUAUGAAAAAUGAGGAAACGGUAACUCUUCAAAAAGUGGCAAAGAGACCAACUAGACAGUGGGAACCCAAGAAACAAGAGUCGCUUGAAAAGGAAGAUGUGAAAGAAGAACCGAAGAAAUUAGAAGAGAUCAAGAAGGUUGACAUGAAGAGAGAAGAGAUUACAAAGAAAGAAGAUGUCAAAUUGAUUGAAGAUAUCAAAAACAUUCCCGCUAAAGUUGAAAAGAAACUAUGGGAACCGAAAGUAGCUCCAGUUCUUGAUGGAUAUGCUCCGAUACUGGAUGUAUCUGGAAAUGCAGCUGCCACUGUUGCGAAACCAAAACUAGAUGGUGCAGCUGCUGUAAAAGUGAAAAGACCGCCCAUCACAGCUAAAAACAUUUGGGAACAAAGAAUGGCAAAGAUUGAGAAAAAGGAGGAAAAGAAGAAGCCACUGCUUUCGAUUCAAAAAAUAAGAGAAAUGGAGAAAAAGGAUGAAAUCAAGAAAGAAGAGGAUGAUCGAUUGGAGCAACUUUUGAAAAAAGAGAAAGAACCGAAAAGAUUGAAUAAUGAGCAUAAGAAGUUAUUUGAAAAUGGAAGAGAAUCAGUGGAAACAGCAGUGAAACCAGAAAGAAGACACGUCCAGAAGCUUGUUGGAAAGAAGCCAAAUUCUAUUCUGAAUCAUUCAGAACUAACGAAAAUUGAGGGAGAAAAGAAAGAAGAAACGAGACCAACUACAGUAAUCAGACGAACUGUUAUGAGGAAAAAAGAGGAGCCAAAGGAGUCUGAAAUCUCUGAAAUCGAAAAACCAAAAAGAAGAUUGGUUCGGAAGAAAAAAGUCGUGGAAGGGGAUGAAACGAAUGGACAUCAACAUCAUUUGACUAGUGCUCCACCGCAAGCAGUUCAUUGA